CCGAUGAUGAGUAUGUCCUUGAACAUGAGGUCCUCCGUAAGGACGCGCUCGCUGAAGCGAAGAAAUUGGAGAUAUGUCCCGUCGGCGUGGACAAAAAAGAACCCAUUCCGGGAUGCAAGUCUUGCACCAACACCGAGAUGACUUACUGCAAGGAUGGAAGUGUCAUCAACGAUCACUGCUGUUGCGAUGGCAGUUUCAACAGUAGGUAUUCCAAAGUGUUUCCAUUCGUCGAGCACACUUGUCGCGUGGGACCAGAGGAAUGCAAAGUGCAGGCUGGAGACUGCGCCGAAUAUACGAGACUGCGAGAAUGUUGUUGCCAUUCGUACUUGGCCUCCGUCUGGAAAUAUAGGGCGACUGGCGCAGGAUCACACGCCAGCACGAAUCUUACAAAGUUCCUGACGAUUUUAACGAUACUCAGGUUGCAUUUGUUGUUAACUUAAAAUGCACAUUCGCAAUGUUAAAAAAUUAUUUUGUAUAUUAUUAUUUUAAUAAAUUAUUUUUGCAUUGAAAGAGAAUUCUUCGCGAUACGAUGAAAAUAUUAAAUAAAUAUAUUUUUGUGAAACAUACGUAUUUUAUAAAGCAGGCAAAGCUUAAUUACCAGGUA
Molecule: messenger RNA, 604 nt
Organism: Formica exsecta
Lineage: Eukaryota; Metazoa; Arthropoda; Insecta; Hymenoptera; Formicidae
Exons: 5
Coding region: 138-440 (100 amino acids)
Source: RefSeq, a predicted model, not a curated record